CGUCUCCUGUCAAGCCUCUCCGGCAGCCUCGCAGCCGGCAGCGGCGGCGGCGGUGCGCUCGCUCCCCGGCGCUCUCCUCUCGUUCCCCCCCCCCCCCGCCAUCCCCGGCACCAUGAUCUUCUGGCUCUGGUUCUGCUGGGGUUUCUCUGCCUCCACGGCGCAGCCCGACUCGGAGCUGCUGGUGAGGUACCUGGAGGAGAAGCUGCUGGCAGAUCACAGCGUCGCCGAACAAGUUGCACGACGUGUUCCAAGACAGACCAGAUUUUUGCAGAGGCUGGAAACGAGGCCCCGAAUGUCUGAAUUCAAUGUGAAAUCCACAAUCAUUUCUCGCUAUGCUUUCACCACGGUGUCCUGCACGAUGGUGAACAGUGGAUCCGAGGCACGAGAAGCUGUGUUUGAGAUGCAGAUCCCAGCUGCAGCCUUCAUCUCCAACUUCACUAUGAGCAUUGGCAACAAGACUUACUAUGGGGAGGUCACAGGGAAAGAAAAAAAGCAUAGCGCUGAAGACAAAGCAAAGAGCAAGAAGCCUCCGAGCCCCACAGAUGGAGGGGAGAAGGGUUAUGAGAUAUUCAAAGCUUCUGUUAUUAUUCCUCGUAAGAUGCAAGCCAACUUCCUACUGCAUUAUGAAGAGCUCUUGCAAAGGCGACUGGGAAAAUAUGAGUAUACAGUCAGCAUCCGGCCCCAGCAACUGGUGGGGAGGUUACGAGUUGAGGUGAACAUACUGGAGAACUCAGGCAUAGUUUCACUGGAAGUGCCUCCCCUUCGAAACAGCAAGCAUAAAGGCAACGGGAAAGUUGAAGGUGAUAUCUCUCCUCCUCCUUCCACUGUUAUUGGACAUACCAAAACCCUAGCUAAAGUAACCUUCAGUCCCAAUGUUGUUGAACAAACCAGGAUUUCUCGAAAUGGCAUUUUGGGAGACUUCAUAGUUAGAUAUGAUGUCAACAGGGAGCUGAGCGUUGGGGAUGUUCAGAUUCUUAGUGGGUACUUCGUGCAUUACUUCGCCCCCAAAGAUCUACCUCCAUUGCCAAAGAAUGUUGUCUUCGUGCUCGACAGCAGUGCAUCCAUGGUGGGAAUAAAACUGAGACAGACUAAAGAAGCUCUCUUCACAAUUCUCCAAGACCUAAGGCCUGAAGACCACUUCAAUAUCAUUGGCUUUUCCAACCGAAUAAAGGUCUGGCAACAGGAUCAGCUGGUGCCAGUUACUCCAAAUAAUAUAAGAGAUGCCAAAAAGUACAUUCAUAACAUGUCGCCUACUGGAGGGACUAAUAUUAACGGUGCUCUCCAGACUGGUGCAAAGCUGCUAAACGAUUACAUCGCCCAGAACGACAUCGAUGCCAGGAGCGUCUCUCUAAUCAUCUUCCUCACGGAUGGGAGGCCAACUGUUGGGGAGACACAGUCAUCCAAAAUCCUCAGCAACACCAAGGAAGCCAUCCGUGACAAAUUCUGCCUCUUCACUAUCGGCAUUGGCAAUGAUGUGGACUACAAGCUGCUGGAGAGGAUGGCACUGGAGAACUGUGGCAUGACAAGGCGUUUCCAGGAGGAUGAGGAUGCAGCCAGCCAACUGAAAGGGUUCUAUGAUGAGAUAGGGACACCUCUUCUCUCUGACAUCCGGAUUGAUUACCCUGAAGGCAACGUGGAGCAGGUCACCCAGAACUUCUUCCCCAACUACUUCAAUGGCUCUGAAAUCAUAAUAGCUGGCAAACUCAUCAAUCGCACCUCAGAUAGCCUCCACGUGGAGGUGACUGCUAGCAACUCCAAGAAGUACAUCCUCCUUAAAACAGAUGUGGCUAUCGACCUGCCAAGCAGGAAUGACAUCAGAGGUAUCCCUGGCCUAGAAGAUGGCAAAGCUGAUCAGAAUUACGUUGAGAGGGCAUGGAGUUACCUCACCAUCAAGGAGUUGCUUAACUCCUGGCUGAAGAGUGAUGACAAUCAGGAGAAAGACUAUUUGAUGGAGAAAGCCAAGUCAAUGGCCCUUACUUACAAUUUUGUUACUCCCUUCACCUUUCUGAAGAUGAAAGAGGCUGGGCUCCAUUCAGAACCUCCUAAAGAGGAGUAUAUCAGCCCUUUUACUGAAGGCAUUGGUGAAAAGCUACAGAGCAUGCAAGGACACAGGGCACCACCAGGUAUACCCAGGCAACAAGACAAACAAAGAAUCAAAAUCUCCAAAACUUCAGCGGAUGGAGACCCUCACUUCGUCAUCGAUUUUCCCUUCAGCAAGUUCUCUGUCUGCUUUAAUAUCGAUGGAGAACCAGGGGACAUUCUCCGACUGGUCUCUGAUCAUAAGGAGUCUGGUGUAACUGUGAACGGGCAGUUAAUUGGAGCUCCUGCACCACCCAAUGGCCACAAGAAGCAUCGGACUUACUUCAACGCCAUCACUAUCCUCAGCAAUAAACCAGAAAGAUCCUACCUAGAGGUCACACCCAGCAGAAUCAUCCUGGAUGAUGGGGAAAGACUUGUUCUGCCCUGUGACCGGAGCGCCAUUGUGCAGAGCAGCAGCCUAGAGGUGUCCAUCUCUGCCAAUUCCAACAUCACUGUGACAAUACGAGACACAAUCAGCUUUGUCAUUCUGAUCCACCACUACAAGAACCCAGCACCCUAUCAGAGGGAUCAUCUGGGUUUCUAUAUCUCCAACAGUAAAGGCCUCUCUCCUGACUCCCACGGGCUACUAGGUCAGUUCUUGAAUGAUGAAGUUAAACUUCUUCAGGAAUCUCUAAACAUGAGUCAUCAGCAGGCUGGUCAGAACAAAACUGAAGCAUUAAAGACAAAUCCUACAAAUACCCUGAAAGUAAAGGGGCGUCUUGUUCCUGUUGUGUGGAAACAGAGGAAGAUCUACAAUGGCCAGCAGGAAGUUAACUGCUGGUUUGCCAAAAACAAUGCGGACAAACUGAUUGAUGGGAGCUAUAGAGACUAUUUGGCUUCUCAUCCAUUUGACACAGGGACCAAUUUUGGGAUGAUUUAAUAGCCUUUAAGACCAAUCAUAGUAUCACAUUGCAGCAGCAUGUGGGACAGUGGUUCCUUUCUGAAGCCUCUAGAACUAGGCAGCUUCUGAAUAUUUCUUUAUUCUUGGGUGCCAAAGAAACCAAGGUUUUUCCCCUUGGAAAUCAUCUGUCUUUCUUUCAUCCUAGAUGAACACGGGUCAUCAAGUUUCAGAAGAUAAGGGGAGGGGGGAAGGGUUAAGGACACUGUUAAAGGCACGAUCAGUGCUCUCCCGAUGGGAGAGGAGGGAGAAAGGGGCCAGCACUGGUAUCUAGCAGUGCAGAAAACUGCUGACCUUAAAAUAAACCCAUGCAGUGGUCUGUGCAAUACCCCCAGUGGCUGUUGAGUCACCCCGUAUGAGGCAGAAAUCAGACAGCAUGGUGCACAUCUAAAAAGGCAACCUUGAGUGAUGCACUUUGCAAAGACGUGACUUGAAGCACCUAAUGCAACCAUGCUUCCCGGAGAAAGGACAGAGAGAGAGAGAGAGGGAGAGAAAGAGACUGAGAAAGGAGACAUGAGUGUAUAUUCAUCUACAGAGACCCAUUAGUAUCAAAGAGGUAACAAAGAAAUUGAAAUCGUAAAUCAAAAAAAAAAAAAAAAAAAAAAAAAAAACAUCUCACGAGGCUAUUGCUUUCUUGCAAUUUCUUGCCCCACUAGGAUGGGGCUUGUGAAAACCAUCACAUGAUUUAUUGCUGCCUCAGAGUACAGGCCUUGUGUUUAAAAAGUAUCUUGGGUCUUCACUACAAGGAGUGGUAUCAGCUCUCAUUCCAUGAAACAUCUCAUUUAAAUAAACUUUCAGGUUCAGUGUUUUAAAACCAAAUUCUUUUUUUCCCUCAGAGAAAGACAAAUUUCCACUGUGAGUUGCUACCUUCUUGAGCAGAGCAUCAGUUCUGCUUAGCAGAGAUUUAAAUUCUUUAGAGAUGAACCACAAUCCUUGAAAGCUUAUGACCCCACAAAACAGAGCCUGACUUGAAUUCAGACUAGACUUUCCUAGCUGCUUUUCUAAUCAGGGAGGAAGUCUUUAUUAACUCCAGAUCUUCAGAAAAUUUUCAUCCCCAUCUCCCUGGCUGCUUCUCUUUCCUUAUACUGCAGGAAUUUGUACACUGCAGGAAUUUGGCAACAAGGUGGUUAGGAAAGGGCCUGCCAGCCACCCCCACUGCAGGUGGUGCUGCUCUGCAAAGCAACCUCCAAACCCAAAUGGCAAGGCUGCAAUCUGUUUUAAAAUGAGGCACCACUGAAUAAUGCUAUACAUCAGCCACAGGGGAGUUUGCUUAGCAGAGAACUUGGCCAACAAGGACUUCAGCAGCCACAAAGACAUUUACACGGCAAGGCCAAACUGAGCUCAUGCAUACUCUGCCUCUCCAAGACUGAAAGGAGGAGGGUGGGAGUUGAAGUAUCUUCAGCAGCUUAAUUAGAUCCAUGUGUUAGCAUAGGAAUAAGGAGCUGCCAGAGACCUACAGAAAUAGGUUCCCUCGUCACUGAUUUUUUGCAUAUUUAAAAAUUAAAUCAUAUUGCUGCUGUAGGAGGUCCAUCUGCUGGAGCGCGGGGGGUUUUCCAGUUGCCUGACCAUCUAGUUGGCAGCACUAGCACUGCAACAGCAGAGCGGGUAGCUAGCAUGGUUGCUUAUUCAUACCAUGCCCUGUGGGGAAGAGGGAAACAGCCCAAAGCAACCAGCUAAAUUUAAUCGUGCUCUGGAAGGUCCUUACAGAAAGCUCAGCCAGCCCCACCCUCACGCCAAGGCUCAUGUUUUGGAAUGAAACAUGAAGUCAAAGCACUACUUCAGGCCCAGCUAUUGGGAAACAGCCCUCUUGCAAGGGAGAACAGAAAGCAAGACUGUGAGCCCAAUCCUGAGCACACGAUAACCAAAGUGACUAAGGUUCACUGACAUGCACGUGAGCCAGGAACAAAAAAACGAGAGCUUCUGUGAAUUGAGUCCUCCUCCAAGAACGCAGUGGUAAGAUCACCCAGGCCAUUCCCAAAUAACAUCCUGCUUCACUAGCACAGGGUGAGCAGGGCAGCGGUAGGGAACUUCCAGACAGUCCCAGAUUCAGCAGUUGUCUUCCUUUGUACUGCCCUUACUGCAAAGGGAUUUCUUUGAAAUCUUCACUCUCCUCCCAUGUUUCUGUUCAAAUGUAUUGCUAAAAGGAACAGUUGGCUCCCCUCUCAUCUCUCCUGUAUAUGUAUAUAAAUAUACACAUAUUGCUAAUGCUUCAGUUGCAUCAUUAUUUGUGUUUCCCCAACCAAGGAAAAAUAUUUCAUUCAGGUGAGGAAAAAAGAUCAAAUCCAACUUCCCAGCCAUGCAAAGCUCCUAUAGCAAUAUACUCAAGUUGUCAUAAAGGCUCCAGUUACCCAUUUCACAAUAAAUAUUUUACAGUGAA
Messenger RNA from Rhea pennata, 5354 nucleotides. It is a transcript of the gene ITIH5, whose product is annotated as inter-alpha-trypsin inhibitor heavy chain 5. Gene Ontology annotation, biological process: hyaluronan metabolic process. The record is from RefSeq and is a predicted model, not a curated record. The transcript is spliced from 14 exons. Gene Ontology annotation, molecular function: serine-type endopeptidase inhibitor activity. Lineage: Eukaryota; Metazoa; Chordata; Aves; Rheiformes; Rheidae. The coding region runs from base 113 to 2959 and encodes 948 amino acids.